Sebastes umbrosus (honeycomb rockfish) is the source of this 1867-nucleotide messenger RNA. It is a transcript of the gene dgat1b, whose product is annotated as diacylglycerol O-acyltransferase 1b. Gene Ontology annotation, biological process: triglyceride biosynthetic process. Gene Ontology annotation, molecular function: diacylglycerol O-acyltransferase activity. The record is from RefSeq and is a predicted model, not a curated record. The transcript has 17 exons. Gene Ontology annotation, cellular component: endoplasmic reticulum membrane. The coding region runs from base 249 to 1745 and encodes 498 amino acids. NCBI's taxonomy places the organism in Eukaryota, Metazoa, Chordata, Actinopteri, Perciformes, Sebastidae.
UAGCUCACCUGCCUGUUACAGUGUGCAACAGUCAGACAGGUUACAAUAGCAGGCAGCUGUCACCUCAUGUGGCGUCAUGAACACGCUCCUACCUCCAUGUCAACUGUGUCCGGAUAUCUGAGCUCUCUGGGCGGAUUGUUACUUCACUUCCCUUCCCUCUCUGCUCCGCUAGUACAGUAGCAACAGGCAUGCUGCUACUAUCACAACUAUAGUCAAAACUUUGAGUAGGUUUAACUAUAGUUGUCAUCAUGAAGGCUGAUCCGGACGCGACUUCCAGGAUCAGGAGAAGAGCGACUUUCGCAGACGUGAAAGCGGCGAGUCUGCGGCCGGUGAGCGGGAGGUCUGAGGCGGAUAGUCAGAGCUCAGAGCCCGCUGACGUUAGACAACAGGACCGUUCACUGGAAACAUCCCAGUCUAAAGCAAAGAGUGAGAAACUCAAACGCAGGAAUGACAUAAGUGAGAGACUGAGCUGUCAUAAGACGCAGAAGUCCCUGUUGAGUUCAGCCAGUGGUUUCAAUAACUACAGGGGAAUCCUCAACUGGUGUGUGGUCAUGCUGGUGUUGAGUAAUGCUCGCCUCUUCUUAGAAAACCUGUUAAGGUACGGUGUUUUGGUGGACCCUAUUCAGGUGAUUUCCCUGUUUCUGUAUGAUCCCUACAGCUGGCCAGCAGCAUGCCUGGUGAUCGCGUCCAACGUGUUCGUGCUGGUGGCUCUCUACACAGAAAGGCAGCUGUCGAAGGGUUCAUUCACUGAACUUGUGGGAUUUCUGGUCCAUUGCAUUAACAUGGCAAUCAUGCUAACAUUCCCUGCUGCAGUGGUCCUAUUGGUCCCCUCCGUGACCCCAGUUGGCGGUGCGUUCGUUCUUGGUUCUUACACCAUCCUCUCCCUGAAGCUCUACUCCUAUAAGGACGUCAACAUGUGGUGCAGAGAGCUGAGCACCAUCAAGGCCAAGAAACUGGCCAGGUCGAUGUCUUGUCCAGAAGCACAGCACAAGGGUGACAGUAAGGUGUGUUACCCUGGCAACCUCACCAUCAGAGACAUGUACUACUUUGUCUUCGCUCCAACUCUGUGCUACGAGCUCAACUUCCCUCGCUCUCCUAACAUCCGCAUGAGUUUCCUGCUGAGGAGACUGUUUGAGAUGCUGUUCUUCAUCCAGCUGUUAGUUGGUCUCACUCAACAGUGGAUGAUUCCCGUCAUUCAAAGCUCCAUGAAGCCACUAGAGGACAUGGAUCUGUCCAGGAUGACUGAAAGACUUCUAAGAUUAGCUGUUCCUAAUCACUUGCUGUGGCUGAUGUUUUUCUACGGGUUCUUCCACUCGUCUAUGAACUUCACCGCUGAGCUGCUGCGCUUUGGAGACAGACAGUUUUACAACGACUGGUGGAACUCGGAGACGGUGACAUAUUUCUGGCAGAACUGGAACAUCCCGGUACACAAGUGGUGUCUACGCCACUUUUACAAGCCGCUACUGAGGAGAGGAUUUAGUAAAAUAGUCAGCCAAUCAGCUGUCUUCUUCUUGUCGGCUUUCUUCCAUGAGUACUUGGUGAGUAUUCCUCUCGGGAUGUUCAGGCUUUGGGCCUUCAUGGGAAUGAUGGCACAGCUUCCAUUAGCCUGGUUUGUUGGACGCUUCCUGCGCGGUGACUACGGCAACGCUGCGGUAUGGAUCUCACUCAUCAUUGGUCAGCCAUUCGCCAUCCUGAUGUACGUCCACGACUAUUACGUCCUGCAUUACAGACAGGAGGCUGAAUGAUGUGCACACACACGCUCACACACACACAUACUGUAUAUACAUACAUACUGUAUCUACCAUCGGUCUCUCACUUUGUCUCACUCUAUCUUUGUCUAUCCGUCACUCACAAACAAACAAACAAA